AUGGAAGCUUUAACUUUUAUUCAAGAGGGAUUCUACACUUCUGAGGACGAAGAUUUGAUCAUGUCCCAGUUGCUUGCUAAUUACUGUUCUGUCUCAAAUGACCUGAACCGUCAGGCUUCAAGCACUCAAAUCCCAUUUGCAUAUUGUCCUAGCAGACAUGAAUGUUCAGCAGAAACAGACGUGGAAGGCAUUACUAAUCUUUAUUCUCGAAGAAUUACGGCGACACAUUACCAUAGCCCCGAACUUUAUUGUAUGUGGGAUCCCAACAGUAUCACCAACGUUCAUUUCAAUGAAAGUGAAAAAAAUGCAGGCAUGGACCAAGCAAUGAGAAAUUGCAAUGCAGAUCAUGAAGUUGUGUCUGAGAUUUCUAAGAAAAGGUCUUGUCCUUCUGUUGAUCAUGUCCAGAUGAACAAGAGGAAUGUGAGGUCCAAGAAGACUGAUCAAAGGCCAGUCUUAACAAGAAAUAUUGCAGAUAGUUGCAGCUCAGGGCAUGAUGAACCUAUGAAUGCUAAUUCUCACCAGGAUAUGAGUCCGAAACCCAGAUUCCAAAGGGGAUUAACAACCGAUCCACAAAGCACAUAUGCAAAGAAAAGUAGAGAAAAAAUAAACUCAAGGCUGAGAAUUCUGCAGAAUCUUGUACCUAAUGGAACAAAGGUUGAUAUCAGCACAAUGCUUGAGGAAACUGUUGAGUACGUGAAGUUCUUACAGCUUCAAAUCAAGCUUUUGAGCUCUGAUGAACUGUGGAUGUACGCUCCUGUUGUUAACAACGGUAUAGGCAUCAGAAUUCAUGACUUGCUCAACUCUUAA
Argentina anserina (silverweed cinquefoil) is the source of this 807-nucleotide messenger RNA. RefSeq names its product transcription factor RSL3-like. The record is from RefSeq and is a predicted model, not a curated record. Lineage: Eukaryota; Viridiplantae; Streptophyta; Magnoliopsida; Rosales; Rosaceae. The transcript is spliced from 5 exons. Gene Ontology annotation, biological process: regulation of transcription by RNA polymerase II. The coding region runs from base 1 to 807 and encodes 268 amino acids. Gene Ontology annotation, molecular function: RNA polymerase II cis-regulatory region sequence-specific DNA binding; protein dimerization activity; DNA-binding transcription factor activity, RNA polymerase II-specific. Gene Ontology annotation, cellular component: nucleus.